AGAGAUUCAAUGAGCUGAUUUCUGAGAUGAGGAGGGUUAAUUUUGCAGAAAGCCUGAACAGGGUGCCAGUAUUUCUGUGUGAAAACAGAGUGCCUCCAAACAUCAGAAUGAAUAAAUCAGACUCCAAAGUGGCUGAAGGGGGACUGAACAUCAUGCUUACUAUCCGCCUACUUAUGCAUGGAAAGGAAGUUGGAAGCAUUAUUGGAAAGAAAGGAGAGACGGUGAAAAAGAUGAGGGAGGAGAGCUGUGCAAGAAUCAACAUUUCAGAAGGGUCCUGUCCAGAACGCAUUGUAACAAUAACAGGCCCAACAGAUGCUAUUUUCAUGGCCUUUUCAAUGAUAGCACAUAAAUUUGAAGAGGAUAUAAAUUCUUCAAUGACAAAUAGCACAGUGACAAGUAAACCACCUGUGACAUUACGUCUAGUUGUUCCAGCAAGCCAAUGUGGCUCUCUCAUAGGGAAAGGAGGUUCAAAGAUCAAAGAAAUCCGCGAGACUACAGGAGCCCAGGUGCAGGUAGCAGGUGAUAUGCUUCCAAACUCCACUGAACGUGCAGUUACUAUUUCUGGCACACCAGAUGCCAUUAUUCAAUGUGUAAAGCAGAUCUGUGUGGUGAUGCUGGAGUCCCCACCCAAAGGCGCUACUAUUCCCUAUCGCCCAAAACCUGCCUCUGCACCCGUCAUUUUUGCAGGUGGCCAGGUAAGAGCAGACACCAUUUUGGCUUCUGCAGGAAACCACAGCGUCUUGGCCCAACAUCAGUCAGCGCCUGCAUACACAGUUCAGGGACAGUAUGCAAUUCCUCAUCCUGACUUGACCAAGCUUCACCAGUUGGCUAUGCAGCAUACCCCUUUUACUCCCCUUGGGCAGACCACCCCUGGUUUCCCUGCAGCAGGAUUGGAUGCCACUGGUCAAACCAGUUCCCACGAGUUCACUAUUCCAAAUGAUUUAAUAGGAUGUAUCAUUGGCAGGCAAGGGAGCAAAAUAAAUGAAAUCAGGCAGAUGUCAGGAGCACAGAUCAAGAUUGCCAAUGCAACAGAAGGUUCCACAGAGCGACAGAUUACCAUCACAGGAUCUCCUGCUAAUAUUAGCCUGGCACAAUACCUAAUAAAUGCAAGGAAGUGCGCAAUGACAUCACCAGGCAUGGUUCCAGCUCAUGUGCGACAGUUGGAAAACCCAGUGCAGCAGCUGUGUCUGUGGUAAAGGAAUAAAGUCAGCUCAACCCUCGAUAGAAUGAAGUCCCAAUGAGGAGAACUACUUGGCCAUUCCCCGUGGGUUUGUAAUAAUGGGGUCUGACUGUAUAUUGUUAAUAUCUCCAAGUUGCAUUGAGAA
This is a messenger RNA of Hemiscyllium ocellatum (epaulette shark), 1325 nucleotides long. RefSeq lists its product as uncharacterized. Gene Ontology annotation, biological process: negative regulation of mRNA splicing, via spliceosome. Lineage: Eukaryota; Metazoa; Chordata; Chondrichthyes; Orectolobiformes; Hemiscylliidae. The coding region runs from base 27 to 1196 and encodes 389 amino acids. Gene Ontology annotation, molecular function: mRNA binding. The record is from RefSeq and is a predicted model, not a curated record. The transcript has 13 exons. Gene Ontology annotation, cellular component: nucleus; cytoplasm.